UUACACAUUCGACAAUUUUGUAGCUAGCUAUGAAAUACAAUUUGUAGAGAGCAAAAUGCCUCUCCAAUGGGCUCUUCUUCGCCGAUUUAGCCCAAGUUUUCACCAGCAAUGUUGUGUGAGUUUGGGUUGUGGGCACCGUCCACGAGCGGAGCCCUUCAAGAGAAAUUCUCACCACGUCGCUGUUGAAAGGUGCACUUUGCCCAGAUGUUAUCAGGAAUAUGAUGGCACAAGGGCGUUUCAUACAAGUUGCGCUUCGCUCCUCCCCAGGAACUUCAAUAGAACUGACUCCGAUGCUGCUCCUCUCUACGGCGAGGAGAGUAUAUUCCAGCCCUCCGAGCAGAACGAUCAUGGAAAAUUCUCCACUUCGGAUGAAGAUAACGACGUCACAGACAAGAUGACCUUGGAUCAGUCCGAAAUGAUGACUGAUGACGCUGAAAGAUUCAUUGAUCUAGAAGCUGCGCCGGGGGACGAAGUUAUCGCAGAACAAUUAAUCAUUGAUAAGGUUAAAGGGGCAAGUGAUCUCAGGAGAAUCCUCAACUACAUGGAAGCAGUGGAGAAGCCAAAAUCUCUGCGUUCCAGAGUGAACUUGGGACUGGUAGGGUUGUCGUUCGAAUCCUUGCGCAAUGUCAUCGUGUCCAUUAUGAGAGAUUGUGGACUGACUGAGACACAGGCGUUUAAUGUUGCUAUAUGCCUGCGAGGCAGCAAGCCUCCUCCGCACCUGAAAGAGACGAUCAAUGUUCUACUUCAACACUCUAUCUCACUCAACAAGAUUCUCAAUGAGCAACGGGACUCACUUUUAGCACUGCUUGUAGUUCCUCCUGGACAGCUGGAGGAGCGGUUGCUGGUUUUAGAAGAUGUUGGCUUCACUAGCGAAGAAAUUGGCCAGCUCGACGUCACCAGCCUUCUCCUGCCUAUUCAAGAUCACAUUCUAGAGCGGCUACGCAGUCUUACCAAAUAUGAUGGAGGCAAAACGGCUGGAUUGCGAGCACGCAGCCUGCUGCGACUUGCGCCCCGGCAAAUCACUCUGCAGUGCUCCGAGUCAGACGUUCAAACGUAUGUCGCGGUGGAGAAGGUGCUCAUCGAGCUGGGCAUCAAGGCAGCCAUAACUGCGAAGAGCUUUGACUCGGCAUCUAAUGCCACCACUCUUCGUCACAAUCUGAUUUGUCUCACUGCUCCACCGUUGAGCCUGUCAACAGCUACACUUGGUGUACUAAUGAGCCAUCGUUCCACCUCAACAGUAUUAACUCAGUUUGAUGAGAGGUUCAUUGGGCGGCAUGUCAGGUGUUUGAUUGAGCUCGCCGAGCUGUGUUUUCCUGAGGAUCCUGUUGCCAUGCUUGUCCAAAAGAUCGAACAGUUCCCCGGUUUGCUGGAUGUGGCCAUCAACGUGGAGAUGCGUAAGGCCCGGAUUGCAAAGCUCAUCAAGGAGACACGAGAGAAGAAGGCGAAAAAGCCUAUGCCAACUGAUAAUAUGCUGCUUGCAUGUUCUUCCAGUGCUGAUGUUAUUGAGCCAGAUGAAAAUACUGUGCCGACCAGCACAACCAAGAGUAGUAAGUCUAAGACGGCCAAGUCCAAGAAGUCUUCAUCGACCAAUAAGAAGCCGAUAUCAAUGCCCGAGUGUUCAGUAGAUGCAGAGAAGCAACGAGAGGAGGACAUUCGAGCUGCAACGCUAUUAUUCACCAACAACACCGUACUUUAUGCAAUGGAUGACAAAAUGCUUAUUACGUUGUGGAGAAUAUCAGCCCGGCAGCCCAAGACGAGCCUGAAUAAGAUCCUAAAGGGCUAUGUUUUCACACGUUCUGUAAACUAUUACUCGUCCUGGCUUGCCCGGAGGAAACAUUGGAGGAAGCCGAAGAUUCGCGCUCUGAAAUCGGCCAAUUUUCUGGACCCAGCGAUGGUGAAAUUCUUCAGGGAUGUGCCUGGAUACGCGUCAGAUGCCACUGAUGACCAUACAGAGUGAGUAAGUCAUGUAGCUCCGUGACUCAUUGCACCACAGCUCCCAGUCGUGGUGAAUUCGCAGUGAUACGUCAAUGGCUCCUCUAUGCCUAUGCCCAGUCUUGGUGAGUCCACAGUGAUGCAGCGAUGGCUGCUCUAUGCUAUGAAGCACAGGCAUGGCUGCACUGGAGACCUUCCUACUCUGUUCCUGUGAUCCAGCUGUAGUAAGGGAUAGCGAUGGGUCAACAGCUCGGUCAACAGCUCUCCAAUACGCCACUCCGCCAUUAUGGGACGCGUCCCCAGCGGCACUGUGUCAACGAAGUCACUAUCAUUCACCAUCUCUGUUGUCUGAAGCUGCAGAUUUGCUUUCUCGGGGGUACAGCACACUAGUGAGCCUCGAAGCAACGCAUCCCUUGCCAGACUCUGGGCCGCACUCAAACCCUCUGUGCAGACCCAACUCACUCACCGGGCUCUGGGUCGCAACUGAACAACCUGUGCCAAGCCAGCUCCGUUGCGGAUGGUGAUUCGACUGUUUCCGAAUGCCGCAAAAGUGACACCCUGCAGCAGCUCCACAGUGAACAGGCCCGUAUUGCAGAUGCAGAUGGAAGUGCAGCAUUUCACUGCUCCGAAAACGCGGAGGAGCCUGAACAGGAUGGAAAGGCUUUUGCCAUGCCCCUACCUUGUCGCAGUGCCAAUUUGGUACACACACAACAUGUCAACGUUGCCACCGUGUUGCAUGAUCGGUAUUGCUGCAGGUAGCUUGGUUCGCUGACUCUUCCAGUACGUUCCUAUAUACAAGUA
This is a messenger RNA of Sycon ciliatum, 2733 nucleotides long. RefSeq lists its product as uncharacterized. The transcript has 11 exons. NCBI's taxonomy places the organism in Eukaryota, Metazoa, Porifera, Calcarea, Leucosolenida, Sycettidae. The record is from RefSeq and is a predicted model, not a curated record. The coding region runs from base 56 to 1957 and encodes 633 amino acids.